AUGCAAGUCAGAAAUAUUCAGAACAUAGCACCGAGUCUAACUGACAAGAGUAUAAAGAUAUACUAUGAACAUGUUAUGAUGAAACCAACCAAAAUUCAAGAAAGUCAGUAUACUUAUGAAUAUCCAAGACACUGGGUAGAGUAUGUAGGAGGUGAGAAAGCUAUUGAAAUCAGACAGGUUCGAAGUAUUCCAGCAGGAAGAACAAUAUUAUUGAAGAACUUUAAUGUUUUGAGGUAUAAUGAUGAAACAAAGAAGCAAGAUAGUUUCCCUGUUGCUGUGUAUGUGAACUUAGACACAGGAGAUGACAUGAAAGUUUUUAAUACAAAGCUUCAAACGGUAGUGAGAGAACAACUGACUGCGGAAGGACAUCCAUUACCUUCAGAAGUUACCAUAGCAUAUAAUUUUGAAACAAACUCAAUAGAUUUUAAAGUCGUCUCUGCAAAGAAGUCAGGUUUUACAUUUAAUGAAGCAGAUGUAUAUUCGAAUGAAAACUUCAAAGCUAUUGCAUGGUUAGAUAAUGACGAUUGCUUUAAGAAAAUCUUUAAAUACAGUGACUCAACGAUGUCAAUAGAUGACCUUCGUGGAAUGUUACCAUCGAC
Molecule: messenger RNA, 599 nt
Organism: Trichomonas vaginalis G3
Lineage: Eukaryota; Parabasalia; Trichomonadida; Trichomonadidae
Exons: 1
Source: RefSeq, a predicted model, not a curated record